Vicia faba (fava bean) is the source of this 1302-nucleotide messenger RNA. The record is from the annotation of a GenBank genome assembly. NCBI's taxonomy places the organism in Eukaryota, Viridiplantae, Streptophyta, Magnoliopsida, Fabales, Fabaceae.
AUGGAGUUCAGUGAAUGUUACAAGCAAACCGGUCCUUGUUCUUUCUCUCCUAAUGCCCGUUUCUUAGCCGUCGCUGUCGAUUAUCGUCUGGUCAUUCGUGAUACCAUCUCUUUUAAGGUCGUUCAAUUGUUUUCAUGCUUGGACAAGAUUACCUAUAUUGAAUGGGCCCUUGAUUCCGAGUACAUUCUUUGUGGCCUCUAUAAAAAGCCUAUGAUACAGGCUUGGUCACUCGCCCAGCCAGAGUGGACAUGCAAGAUAGACGAAGGUCUUGCUGGUAUUGCAUAUGCUAGGUGGAGCCCUGAUAGUCGUCACAUACUUACCACAUCAGAUUUUCAGUUGAGGUUAACAGUUUGGUCACUCGUGAACACCGCUUGCGUGCACCUGCAGUUGCCAAAGCAUGCUUCCAAGGGGGUUUCCUUUACCAAAGACGGAAAAUUCGCAGCCAUUUGCACAAGGCGUGAUUGCAAGGACUAUGUAAAUCUGUUAUCUUGUCACUCCUGGGAAAUAAUGGGCAUGUUUGCUCUAGAUACUCUAGACUUGGCUGAUGUCGAAUGGUCACCUGACGAUAGUUCUAUACUGAUAUGGGAUUCGCCUCUUGAUUACAAGGUCCUAAUCUAUUCGCCAGACGGUAGGUGUCUUUUCAAGUAUGUAGCAUAUGAAAGCGGAUUAGGAGUUAAAAGUGUGUCGUGGUCUCCUUGUGAGUUUAUGCACCCAUAUGCUGUCCGUGGCCCUUGUCAUGCUGCUGUUUUCAAGGAAGUAGAUGAGCCUCUACAACUUGACAUGUCCGAGCUAUGUUUGAGUGAUGAUUUUUCUCAAGGAAACGAUGAUUCUUCAGAACGAGCUAAUACAGUUAGGUACGAGGUUAUGGAAGUUCCAAUCAAUUUACCAUUCCAGAAGCCUCUUGCCGAGAAACCUAAUCCCAAACAAGGAGUUGGCAUUUUGUCAUGGAGCAACGAUAGCCAAUAUAUAUGCACUCGCAAUGACAGUAUGCCUACAGUGCUUUGGGUAUGGAAUAUCCGACAACUUGAGCUUACUGCAAUCUUAGUGCAGAAGGACCCUGUCAGAGUGGCAGCUUGGGACCCGACAUACACUCGCCUUGUUUUUUGCACCGGAAGCACGCACUUGUACAUGUGGACCCCGUCUGGUGCAUUUUGUGUUCGUGUUCCUCUACCGCAAUUUUCAAUUACGGACCUAAAGUGGAAUUCUGAUGGCAGUUGUCUGCUCCUUAAGGAUAAGGAGACAUUCUGCUGUGCUGUUGUACCCUUACUGCCAGAAUCUAGUGAAUACAGCUCAGAUGAAUGA